Peronospora farinosa is the source of this 837-nucleotide messenger RNA. The record is from the annotation of a GenBank genome assembly. Lineage: Eukaryota; Oomycota; Peronosporomycetes; Peronosporales; Peronosporaceae.
AUGAGUCGGCCCGAGCACAUUGCACCACCAGAGUAUUUCUAUGAUACAAAAGAAGCAGCCAAGUACAAUUCCAGCUCACGUAUUAUCAAAGUGCAGGAAGAAUUGUCAAAUCGUGCCAUUGAAUUAUUAAAUUUACCCGAAGGCCAAGAGGCAUUCAUUCUUGAUGUCGGGUGUGGUAGUGGUCUUAGUGGAGUUGCACUGGAGGAACAUGGUCAUGCAUGGGUUGGCAUAGACAUCAGUAAAGACAUGCUGGACAUUGCUUCAGAGCGUGAUAGUAGUGGAGAUGUCUUUUUACAGGAUAUGGGUGGAGGUCUGCCCUUUCGUCCCGGGGUUUUCGACGGCUGUAUCAGUAUUUCGGCUGUGCAGUGGCUCUGCUAUUCGGACAAAAAGGAGCAAACGGCUCGGAAGCGUCUUACGCGCUUUUUUACGUCCUUGUACACGUGCUUGAAGACUGGCAGUCGAGCGGUGCUGCAGCUCUAUCCGGAGACACCGGAGCAGAUGGAGGAGAUCUCGGCUACUGCCAUGCGCUGCGGCUUUUCGGGUGGACUUGUGAUUGAUUUUCCGAACAGUACCAAGGCCAAGAAGUUCUACCUUUGUCUUUUUGCUGGAUACAUGCAGCAGCAGCAAGUCCCUCAAGGCCUCGGCACAGGAGCCACGACGAACCAGAUCUCGAAUGAAGGACGCGCCAGGAACGAACGCCAACGCCGAGGAAAGGGACGGGAAUCUGUUAAAGCCAAGGACUGGGUACUGGCAAAGAAGGAACGCUACCGUAAGCAGGGCAAGAAGGUCAAGACGGAUAGCAAAUUUACGGGCAGAAAGCGUCCGGGCAAGUUUUAA